Molecule: messenger RNA, 363 nt
Organism: Monascus purpureus
Lineage: Eukaryota; Fungi; Ascomycota; Eurotiomycetes; Eurotiales; Aspergillaceae
Source: the annotation of a GenBank genome assembly
AUGCUCUAUUACCCUGUUGACGUCGUACUGUUUUUAGCCACGCAGCAUCUCUCCAUGCAUUCACCGGCAAUUCUACAUUGGAAUGCCUUCAUUACUUGCUUGAGUGCGGGGGAAGGAUCGCCAGACAAGCGCGUAUUUCCCAUUCGGUUUAUGAUACUCCCCCUACACUCAUUCUAUCCUGUCACAGCUUUGUCCUUGAUGAGUCUCCUGAUUCAACGCACCGCUUCACCUCCCCCAGAUGUCUCCACAACGCGGGGAAUUCCAGACAUUCCUUAUGCGGGGAACCGAAAAUUCCAACCUAUUGCUGCAUUUCUGAUUUCAAAUUCACGACUGCUCCCCGCAGAACGGGGUCGUUCCUCUUGA